AUGGAUGCGAAAAGAGCGCAAACCCGCGAUAUUGAAAGAACAAGCAGCAAUGGUAGAGGAUCCUAUCAUGCUUUUCAAAGCGGGAAACUGCAACGCGGUCUUAAAGGACGACAUAUCCAGUUCAUUGCUUUAGGGGGCACCAUCGGCACAGGUUUAUUCCUGGGUAUUGGCAGUGCUUUGGCCACUUCAGGCCCGUUGUCUCUGUUUCUAGGGUAUUUGGUCACUAGCAUUGCAAUUUGGUCCAUGAUGCAAUGUCUGGGAGAGAUGACCUCCCUGCUACCUUUGCCAGGAAUGAUCGCUCAACUAGGUUCCCGAUUUGUAGACCCAGCACUCGGAUUUGCCAUGGGGUGGAAUCAGUGGUACAACUGUGCGAUCGCGAUUUGCAGUGAGACAUCUGGGGCGGUCAUACUGAUUCAAUAUUGGACUGAUAUCAACCCUGCCGCAUGGAUCUCAAUAAUCCUUGCCCUAGUCAUCAUUCUAAACAUCGUUGCCGUCUCAAUCUACGGCGAGGCAGAGUUUGCAUUCGCCGGCAUCAAAAUCGUAACCAUCCUCGGCCUCUUAAUACUCGCCGUGGUCAUUGACCUCGGCGGCGCUCCUGCACAGCCCCGUCUAGGCUUUCGAUACUGGCAACAUCCAGGCGCUAUGCGCGAAUACAUCGGCAGGGACGCCACCGGUCGCUUUCUCGGCUUCUUCAACACACUAAUUAACGCUGCGUUUGCUUUUGGUGGAGUUGAACAAGUCGCUGUGGCUGCCGGCGAGGCUAGAAACCCUUCACAAAAUAUCCCCAAGGCGAUUCGUCGGGUGUUCUGGCGUCUUCUGUUCUUCUAUGUCUUUGGGGCCCUUGCAGUGGGCGUUUUGGUUCCAUAUGACGACGCGCAUCUCCUUUACGCUAGCAGCAGUACGGCUAAGUCUCCCUGGCUAAUUGCUAUUUCCAAUGCUGGUAUCCGCGUUUUGCCGCAUAUCUUGAACGCUGUCAUGAUCACUUCAGCGGCCUCGUCAGCGAAUGCCAAUUUGUACACCGGUUCCCGUUAUCUCUUUGCUCUGGCACAGCAGGGCCAGGCGCCUAAGAUUUUGUUGAGAUGCACGGAGCGAGGUGUGCCGAUGUAUUGCGUGGCAAUCACCGGCUUAGUUGGACUAUUGACAUACAUGACCGUCUCUUCCGGCGGCGCAACGGUCUUCCACUGGUUUUCCAGCCUAACCACGAUCGCCUAUUUACUCACCUGGACGUGUAUCUGUUACUCACACACUCGUUUUCGACGAGCCCUCAAAGCUGCCAAUGUAGACCUGAACACGCUCCCGUUUAGGAUCCCUCUUGGCCAUGCGCCCUUGCUUGCCUGGGGCUCGAUAGCUUUUUUUUGCAUUGUUUUACUCUUCAACGGCUUUGUGGUUUUCACACACGGGAAUUGGAAUGCUCAAGACUUUGUUUCAGCGUAUGUCGGUCUUCCGAUUUUUGGGCUACUUUACGGAGGCUAUAAAAUCACUAUGAGGUCAAGGAUAGUACCAAUUUCUCAAAUAGAUCUUCUGACGGGGCAGGUACUUGAUGAAGAUGGAGCCAAUGAUGAAGCGUGCUUUACUGGAAGCCAGACCUCCGGAAAGGUUGGGAGUAUAUGGCAAAAAGUUUGGGAUAAAAUGGUCUGA
Talaromyces proteolyticus is the source of this 1638-nucleotide messenger RNA. RefSeq names its product amino acid permease/ SLC12A domain-containing protein. Bases 1 to 1638 code for a protein of 545 amino acids. The record is from RefSeq and is a predicted model, not a curated record. Gene Ontology annotation, cellular component: membrane. NCBI's taxonomy places the organism in Eukaryota, Fungi, Ascomycota, Eurotiomycetes, Eurotiales, Trichocomaceae. Gene Ontology annotation, biological process: amino acid transmembrane transport. Gene Ontology annotation, molecular function: amino acid transmembrane transporter activity. The transcript is spliced from 5 exons.